CUGUGUCGACCUGGAACAGUCUCAUACGGAUCCAUGACAUGCAACUUUUGCGCUUUAAUUGUGUGCACACUUUGUGUUCCCGACCGAGUGGAAAGAAAGAGACAAUGGGGUUGACAAGUCAGCCCAGCUUCAGAAGUGAAUGGCACACGCUACCUUACGAAGCCUACGCUAGUUUCAACACUUCGUCCGUCGCCCUGAAAGUGAUGGUUUCCAUGGCGCAGAUGCAGGAGCUGCCAGGGCAGAAACAGAACAUGCCACGGCACACUGCACGGUACGCAUGAAGCUGUAACCCUUCUCCGCUGCCCAUUGCCCCCUUUUCAGCCUAUCUGCCGCUGAAUUCGGAAGCAAACUCUGGAGCGGUUGGUUAGAAGAGGACAAGAUCCGGCAUCCGGCACUCACCAUUCGGCAUUGGUUUUGAUGUUUGCGCGUCCUCCCCCACUGUGCCCCGGAUCAGCUUCAUGAUACAACUCUCCAGCCAAAUCCUCCCAUUGGCACUUCACGUCACUACAAGAAGAACUCCGAGACAUGUUCAGGGUCCAGAACAGAACACGACGGAAUACAACCCCCCUUUUUCUGAAGCGUAUCCUGAGUGCAGAUUGGUCGCUGCUAUCGUGGCACUGGACGAUUGUCUCCGGCAGUCUUCCGCAACCGCCCCACCAUCUUCAACCACCCAAAAGAUCCAAGACUCCAACUCGAUUAACUCUUUGCAUCGGCGCUAUGAAAAGACAAAAGCAAACCAAGCAGCAGCACCUAUCCUUCUCCUUUACUCUGCGCCGCCAAAAUCCCUCCUUCGAGUCUCUGUCACCGGGCGGCAAAAAAAUGCGGGGGAAAGGGGGCAGGGAAGAUGCACACCCCCGCAUCUUGGUCACCAUGGAUGGAUGGCGUCAAUCUUGGUGGGAAUUCCCGAAGGCAAACGAAUGAGGCCUGCAGACGAUCGUGGGGUGAUCUCUGUGGCCAGCACGGCGGACAAGUGCAUCCAGUGACGGUGUGCGGACAUGGACGCAGAGCCUCAAACGAAUUCACGGUCGGAAAACAAAGAAAUGGUCCCAAUUUCAACUUGCCAAUGGUGAUAGCAUCUGUUCCCGAUUGGACCGGCCAAGCGAGCCCGUUUUGGCGCCUCCCGCCCAUUCGUUUCCCUCCGCACGAUGUGACGAGGCCGACGAGAGGGUUGCAGAGCGGACAGACCUCACCCGACCUCGGACAACAGAGAAAUAACAGUCUGGAAAUGCUACGGCCGGUCGGGCCCUCGGCAGUGAGCCGGGCAUCCUCGGCCAGGCACAAAAGCAGCCCCGAAGAUGGCCGUCAUGAGGAGCAUCACCAAAAUCUGCCAAGGGGCAGUUCAGGAGCCACUGGCUGUCAGAAGUCAAAAAGUGUUCCAACCUUCGACAAGCGUUCUCGCUGCUUCCUGCCUUCUCCCCCCUGAUGGCUAUAUUCACGCCCCCCUCCCCCCCUGGCCGUUAACCGCGCACAUCCGUCCCACCAUCACGGGUCCGUCAAUGCUUCCGCGAUCCAAUAAAACGGCUGUUCCUGACGCUUAACCUCAUUGGGGCUGGCCCCGCGGGGACGCAACCUCCACUCCCACGAGAGCCCCCUGGAUUUUUCAGCACCCCUGGGCCUGUGAGUGAUGCAAAAUAUCGCAAUCAAUUCAUCAUCUGGCUUCAUCCUGAGAUCCGACAGAAGAACAAGAGCCAAAAGAAUGGGCAAGCUUGCGCAGUCUGCAGGGGCAUUAGGGGUUCAAGUCAACAAAAUGCAGAGACAUCAAAGCGUAUGUCUCGCGAUCUCGCUGGAGCUGAAUGAAGAACAAACAGCUCCAUCCUGCGACAAGGACAUUCUUUCGAACACUGCCGAUCGCCUCCCUCCCCGCCCCCCAACCAAGGGAUGGUAAAAGAAACCAUUUGCUACCUGCACAAGACCCAACAGUAGGUAUCACGGUUUCUCAGCAUCGCACUUGUUACAGUGCAAGGCACUGGCUGGGCCUCCGCGGUGCCGUCGGAGGGCUUGACUGGCAGCACAAAGCCUCGCCUUCGGCGCCGACAGAAGGAAUUUCGAAAAACACGCCGACAUGGCUGACUUGUUCCACCACCACCACCACCACCAAAAGAUCCAGCAAUCAACUUCUGCGCCGCCUUUGCUUCUUCUCAUUACCCAACAGGCGGAAAAUGUAAAUUUCCUCUCCACUCAAGGCCAAAGCCCCGGAGCUGAGAAAUGCAAAAAAAAAGUGAACAAAACUCCACUGUGCGCAAUAUCGGACACCACCGUGAUCGCUCGGCAAUGUCGUCGUCGUCAUUAUGACCGGCACAUCGUGGAAAUCGUCGAUUGCUUUCCAAGGUUUGCAAUGCCGGGUGUUGGGAAUUAGCUCCUGAUCAAGGCUGAAACCAGUGGGAAUUCCCCUCGUGGCACUUGUGGUUGCUGGGCAAUUUUCCCGUUGCCUUGGAACGAUUUCCGGGUCGCGGUGGGGAGAGAGAUGAUAGCGGAUCCUCGGAAGUACCAGAAGAGGGAAGGGAUCUUCCGCGAUUUACUUCGCACUACCGGGGGCAAUAUCCGGAGAAGUGUUCUGGACUCGGGCCUUUGGAACGACGGGGAGAUGUCGGCUUGGAGACAAUUUUCCUCACAGAAUUUCCGGUGAGUUCUACCAAGGAUUGAUCAUCAACACUCUUCCUCCCUCCGUCCCCGUCCUCGGACCCGGGUUGCACACCUCACCUUGGAGGUCCAUUGUCCCACGGGGGAGCGAGGCACGACGGCCGUGCUCCGUUCCACGGCAUCAUACACACCAACACCUGACUCUGUCUUGCCAAUACAUACCUCGUUGCGUGAUAGGAUUACAAGGCUAGGGUUCGACAUUCCUAUUGUGUGACAGGCAAUUUCUUCAAGCGCACCACUAUUAGCCAGAGAAUGCGCUGAUAUGUUCCUAUACCCCGGGAUGCGCCUUGCGCGAGGUAUUCCCUCCAUACGCCGACGCGUCUUUCCCCCAUGCGGGGUAAUAUCGAUAUUUGUGCCUGACCAGAAGUGAGGGGAGAAUGACGGGAUUGCGCAGACGCGAGGAAGAUGGGCAAAAGCUUAACAUUACCAUUGGCAUUGUGUUGCAGAUGCACCUUAACGGCGUCAACCGCUUCCCGCUCGGUAAACUCACCUUGAUCAGGCGAGCCUCGCGAUGCUUCGGCGUUCUCGUAUUCUACACCAAGGCUACUUUCCACCAUCUGUGAUACAGAGUACAAAGAAGGGUGAGCAGCUCUCCUGUGUGUUUCCCCCCAUCUUUCCAGCCCCGGGAGGGGAUGAUACUGGGAGCCCGCCUUGCCGGCCGAGACAAUGAAUAGUAACCCGGAUAAUUCUCAUCAAGUGGUGGUGGUCAAACCGGCUGGUGAUGGCUCAAGGGUGGUUGUGCAUUUUGUGGCUGGGCCUUUCGGGAAUUGGACCACGGCGCCGCGGGGGAAGGGCGGGACGGAGCGAGAUGCGAUAGGGUAGGUCGGUAGGUCCUCUGCGAGAUGGCGGUUGGAUUAACCCGGUUUUGAGGUGUUUUGAAGAUUGGUCCUUAUUUCAAGGGGCUCGCUCAUUUGCCACUCUUUUCAUUCUGUGACCAAGAUUUAUUGGAUUGAGGCCAGAAAAAUAAAAGCGAGGCAAGCGCCUGGAUAUUUCUUGUGGUGGUGGUGGUGGUCAUGAUCGAUUGGAUGGGGGCGACUGGGGAUCACUUUAUCGCGAUAAGAUGUUGCUUGGGUGUAUGUGCUGCCACGAUGCAAUUCUGCUUUGUCCCGAUGGGCAGUUGCAUCGUGUGUGUCGUUGGGCUGAGAGAGGGACCUGCUCGAUGGGGGAUGGUUUGGUGUCACAUGAAGCUAUAUUGAAGCUGCAAAUAAAGCAUGGGCAUACCUUGCUUCUUCAUGACUCACCUGUGAGGGAUGAUCUGAGUGUGAACUUGGAGGUACUAGGCAACAUGAAACAUCGGUUAUUACCUUGGGUGUGGCGGUAUCCAAAUGAGGGGAGCUUUCGACUCCAUGGGAUACAUCACUCUGAUGAGGUCUUGGAACAAAGAAAGAUGGGAUGGUUGAUGAUGGAUGACACCCCUCGACAGUUGAGGUUUGGGUGCUGACGGAUGCCCUGCUGGUGACCCAGCGCACCGGGACCGACCCCGCCAUGGCCACACCGCGGCCCGGGCCUUGCAGCAAACAACCCAUGUGCAGCUCUCAACAAACAACAGGCGGUCAGAAAGAUCUCACUCUCACAAAAAGAAGGACUUUUUGUCAUACAACAUCCAUUUCAUCUCACUCAUCUCACUCGUUCAUCAUCCGUCAGGCUGUCUUGGUGACCCUGUUUCUCACUGCCGCUAUCUGCCUGGCUGCUCUCGGUACCAGCCUAACGAAUCGCCACCCAGCUUUGUGACAUGCAUUGAUAGCCGCAUAACACUACCAUCUUAGCCCGCCAACUCACCACACACAUCAUCCUGCCCCUCAUGAAGUGUCUCAAGAACAUUGGCCGCUAUACCAGCUUCUGGGGCCCAAACCCACGAUCUGCAGGCGGAGGAAGUGCAGCUGGCAAGACCCCAAAGUGGAAGCUCAGCACCAAGAAAGCCGCCAUCUCGGUGCUGUCAGCCAUUCAAACCCUCGCCAACCCGCACACAUCUCGAAAUCAUCAAAAGUCUAUCCUCAUCGAGCAAGGGCACAGGGAUGAGUUUGUACCAUACAAGGCCCCUUCAGAACUGCCAUUCUAUGGCCGCAGUCCACCGGUUUAUCCUGCCCCAACCGCCAACGGCACCACCCCCCUCUGGUCCCACCCCCACCACCUCGCCUCCCUCCUCGUCUCCAACCUCACCCUCCAAGAAAAACUCAACCUCACCAUCGGCCAUGCGGGCCCUUGCGUGGGUAACACCGCCCCAAUCCCCAGACUAUCCAUCCCCUCCCUCUGCAUAGCCGAUGGCCCUGCCUCUCUCCGCGGCCAGGAAUAUGUCUCCGCCUUUCCCGCGGGUAUCCAUCUCGCCGCAACCUUUGACACAGAUCUCAUGUCCCUUUAUGGCCGCGCCUUAGGUAGGGAGUUUCACAACCGCGGUGUGAACAUUGCUCUUGGUCCCGUCGCCGGGCCCAUAGGCAGGAUAAUCAAAGGGGGCAGGAGCUGGGAAGGGGGGGGACCAGACCCCUAUCUGGCGGGAAAGUUAUUUGGGAAGGUGACAAGAGCUAUGCAAGAGCAGGGUGUGGUAGCGGUGGGGAAACACUGGGUGGGAAAUGAGCAGGAGACGAGGAGGAGGUUGGAUUGGGAUACUGGACGGCAUGCUGUUAGUGCCGAGGUUGAUGAUAGGACGUUGCAUGAGGUGUAUGUUUGGCCUUUUAUGGAGGGGUUGAAGGAGGGGAUGGGGGGGGUGAUGUGUAGUUACCAGCGGGUUAACCACUCGUAUGGGUGUCAGAAUUCCAAGUUGAUCAAUGGGGUGUUGAAGCAAGAGUUGGGGUUUGAGGGGUUUGUGGUUAGUGAUUGGGAUGGGCAGGUCAGUGGGGUGGGGAGUGCGAAUGCGGGGUUGGAUUUGGUGAUGCCGGGGAAGGGGUUUUGGGGGAGCAGUUUGGAGGAGGCGGUGAGGAAUGGGAGUGUGGGUGAGGAGAGGGUGGAUGAUAUGGCGAGGAGGGUGUUGGCGGGGUGGUAUCUGCUGGGCCAGGAUAGGGGAUAUCCGGAGAGGGCGAUAUGGGGGAAUUUGGAGAGGCAUGGCGCGGUGGAUGUGAUGGAGGAUCAUGGGGAGUUGAUUAGGGAGAUUGGGGCGGCGGGGACGGUGGUGGUGAAGAAUGAGAAGGGGACGUUGCCGUUGGGGAAGAAGCGGAGGUUUGUUUGCGUUUUCGGGUAUGAUGCUCAGGUGAAGGCCAGUCCGUGGACGAACAGGGAUCGGUAUGGGGGUGGGUAUGAGGAGAAUAAUGGGUGGGAGACGUUUAAUGGGACCUUGAUUACUGGGGGUGGAUCGGGGAGUACCACACCGCCGUAUGUGGUCAGCCCGUUUGAGGCGAUUCAGCAUCGAGUACGCAAAGAAGGGGGCAUUCUUCGCUGGGACUUUUGGUCUGGCAACCCCACGCCAUACUUCAACGCAGACGCCUGUACAGUCUUCAUCAACUCUUACGCAUCCGAGACAUUCGACAGAAAGAACCUGACCGACAAAUUCAGCGACGACCUCGUGCUCAACGUAGCCAGCUGGUGCAGCAACACCAUCGUCAUCGUCCACUCCACCAGCAUCCGCUUAGUCGAAGCAUUCAUCACCCACCCCAACGUAACAGCCGUCGUCAUGGCCGGCCUACCAGGCCAAGAAUCCGGCAACAGUCUGGUUGACAUUCUCUGGGGCGACGUCAACCCAUCCGGCCGCCUGCCAUACACCAUUGCCAAAUCAGAGCAAGACUACGGCGCUGUCCUCGAUCCAGCAGGAGCAGAAGAUGAAGACUUUCCCGAAGAUGACUUUUCCAGAGAGGGUGUCUUGCUCGAUUACCGAGCCUUUGACAGAGAUGGCAUCACACCCAGAUUCGAAUUCGGGUUUGGAUUGAGCUACACCUCAUUCUCGUAUUCAUCCUUGCAUACCACUGCCAAACCCCGUGUCGAUACCAACAUGGGGGAGUGGCCCGAGAAAAACAAGGAAAUCGUUCAAGGCGGACAUCCAGACUUGUGGGAUGUAGUGGCGGUAGUGACAUGUCACAUCACCAAUACUGGCGAUCUGCACGGAGCAGAGGUUGCGCAGCUUUAUCUCGGUGUGCCGAAUUCUGAAAAGGACGGGAAGACACCGGUUAGACAGCUGAGAGGGUUCAAGAAGGUUGGACCUCUUGCGCCGGGGGAGACAAAAAAGGUGAUCUUUGAGUUGACAAGAAGGGACUUGAGUGUGUGGGAUGUCGUCAAGCAGCAGUGGAGGAUGAGGAGGGGAGAGUACAAGGUUCAGAUCGGGGCGAGCAGUCGGGAUUUGAGGUUGGAGACGGCUAUCAUUCUGGAAUAGAUGGACAUCAGAGGAUGUAAGGCGCCA
Podospora pseudocomata is the source of this 6961-nucleotide messenger RNA. RefSeq lists its product as uncharacterized. NCBI's taxonomy places the organism in Eukaryota, Fungi, Ascomycota, Sordariomycetes, Sordariales, Podosporaceae. Gene Ontology annotation, biological process: glucan catabolic process. Gene Ontology annotation, molecular function: beta-glucosidase activity. Bases 4442 to 6934 code for a protein of 830 amino acids. The transcript is spliced from 2 exons. The record is from RefSeq and is a predicted model, not a curated record.